Molecule: messenger RNA, 7395 nt
Organism: Chlamydomonas reinhardtii
Lineage: Eukaryota; Viridiplantae; Chlorophyta; Chlorophyceae; Chlamydomonadales; Chlamydomonadaceae
Exons: 28
Coding region: 346-6453 (2035 amino acids)
Biological process (GO): chromatin remodeling
Cellular component (GO): nucleus; chromatin
Molecular function (GO): histone binding; DNA binding; chromatin binding
Source: RefSeq, a predicted model, not a curated record
GUCCAAUUUUACAUAUGUAAACGAUGCAUACAUAGUCAGUAUCGCCUGCCUUCGCGCUCGUUUGUUGGCUCUGUUGGGGCCUGGCAAACUCGAAUUCAAGCCAACAACAUUGCACGCAGUUCUUCCGAUUCAUCCAUAAAACCGACCAAUUGUGGUUCUCAACUCGUUGGACUAGAGUAUAGGCUAGCCGUGUAGCCGGCGCGGGCUCGGCCUGCUCAAACAGUUUGGAACUUGCGCUAUCUUGAACGUCCCCAGCAACUGGCCGCUCUUCAAAUGUCAGAUAGCCGAGUCCUCAGACAACGCAAGGUCGUAAACUAUAAUGAAAACGUCGAAUCAGAGGAGCAGAUGCUGAACAGCAAGGUUGCCUCCCCGCUGAAGGGGCGACCGCUGGCCGGCAGGGGGAAGGAGAAUGCCAAAGAAAACAAGAAGUCCAGGCCGGAGCGGGAUGAAAACACCGACGUCGUUGAGGUGGGCAGCGACGACGAGAACGACUUCGAGGCCGCCCCGCGCCCCGACCAGCCCCGCGCAGGCCCAGCCGCUACGCAUAAGGCCGCCACCAGCCACCAUGAUGAUGAGGAGGAGGACGCUAUCGAGGACAGCGAUGUCGGCGGUAACAAUGCUUUCCUCUCUUUUGCGCGCCCUGGCAAGAAGCCGGCGCCAGUUGCGGCGCCACCCAAGGCCGCCGGCGGCCGCCCCAGCCGCGCCGCUGCGGCGGCCGCCAGCCGCCGCACGGCGCGCGCGCUGAAAGCUGACAAUGCCGACAGUGACGAGUUACCCACCGAUGGCGGUGAGGAGCAGGAGGCAGCGCCGGUGCAGCAGAAGGACGCGCGGCCGGCGCGGCAGCAAAAGCAGCCGGUGGCGCAGCAGCGCCGGCCGGCGCGUGCUGCUGCGGAGAAGGCCAACAAGCGCCUGCGCCGUGACUCCAUGGAGGUAGACGAGGCGAGCGAGGAUGAGGACGAGGAGGAGGAGGCUGCGGACGAGGAGAGCGAGGAGGCGGCGGAGGGCGCCUUCAGCGAGGCCGAGGAGGAGGCCAGCGGCAGCUCCGAGGAUGAGGAGGAGGAGGACGGCGACGAGGAGGAGAUGGAGGUGGACGAGGAGGUCAAGGCCACCAGGACCACUCGCCGGCGCACCGGCGCUGCCACCGCCGCUAAGGCGGCCACCAGCGCCCGCCCAUCCCGGGCGUGCGUUGCGCGGGCGGCGGCGCGCGCUACCAGUAGAAAGGCUUCUCUGGGCAGCGACGAUUACGACGAGGAGGAAGAGGAGGGCGGCGUCGCGGCGGCCAAAAAGCCAGCCGAGGGCGGGGACGUUGUGGUAAUUGACGGGAGCAGCGAGGAUGGCGAGAAGCCAGCAGCCCGGCUCGCGGCGCCGAAGCGCAGCCGGCUUCGAGGAGGCAGCGCCAACGGCGCCGGUGCGGACGAGGGCGCCGAGAAGGAGGAGGCGGCACUGGCGGACUCAGACGCAGAGCUGCAGGACGCAGGCGGCGACGGUGACGGCGACCAGGAGUUGGAGGAUGCGGAGGAGUCAGAUGUCAGCGGAGACGAUGAGGAGCAGGACGUCGGCUGCGCACGGAAAAAGGCAAAGACCGGCGCUGCCAAGGCCAAACCGGCGGCCAGGGCAGCUGCCGGAAAGGCCAAGCAGCCGGCGGCUGCACCCUCCGCUGCUGCUACCGCAGCGGCGGGCGAGCGGUCGAAGGCUCGGGAGGCGGCUGCCAAGGGCAAGCCCAAAGAGGCGGUGGAGCGGAUCCUGUCGUACGAUCCGGCCACUGACACUUACCUUGUCAAGCUGGAGGGCGUGUCCUACCGCGACACAUGCCGCGUGUCUCACUCGUUCCUGGAGGCCAAGCGCGCCAGCAUGCUGCGUGUGUACCUGUCCCGCGGCCGCCCCAACACCGAGGUGGACGCCGACUGGACGCAGGUGGAGCGCGUCAUUGCGGAGCGCAGUGUGGCGCGCGGCCGCGGCGCGCCCCGCGGCCGCCAGCUGCUGGUCAAGUGGCGCGGGCUGGAGUACAGCGAGGCGACCUGGGAGGACGAGCAGGAGCUGCAGGGCAGCGAGGCUGACAAGGCCGCCAUCGAGCGCUAUGAGCACUUCAAGGCGCCCGUCAAGCGCCAGUCGGCCGGCGCCGACGGCCCCAGCCUGCGCCAGCUGCGGCAGAAGGACUACCAGCUGCCGGAGUUCUGCAGCGGCCGCAAACUGCGCGACUACCAGGAGGUGUCUGUGCGCUGGAUGGUGAACAACUUCUGCCAGCGCCGCAACUGCAUCCUGGGAGACGAGAUGGGUCUGGGCAAGACGGCGCAGAGCACGUCAUGCCUGCAGACUCUGCGCAAGGUGGGCGGCGUGCCCGGCCCCUUCCUCAUCGUGGCGCCGCUCACCACGCUGGGCCACUGGCAGCGCGAGGUGCAGACCUGGACCGACAUGAAUGUGGUGCUGUUCGCGGGCAGUGCCGCCGACCGCGCCGUCAUCCUGGAGCACGAGUUCUACCACACAGGCAAGGCCGCGGCGGCGGCGGCGCUGCUGGGCGGCGGCGGCGGCAGCGGCCGCGGCGGCAAGGAGGUCAAGUUCCACGUGCUGCUCACGUCUUACGAGACGCUGCGCCAGGAAAAGUCGCUGUUCAAGAGCAUCCCCUGGGCCGCCGGCGUGUUCGACGAGGCGCACAAGCUCAAGGGCCUCACCAGCAGCACGCGCGCCACUGUGGAGGAGCUGGACAUCCGGUGGCUGCUGCUGCUCACAGGCACGCCCAUCCAGAACAACAUGACUGAGCUGUACUCCAUCCUGUCGCUGCUGGACCCCGAGGGCUACCCCUCCCUGGACGACUUCAACACGCGCUUCGGCGGCGCGGGUCCCGGCCAGCCGCCCAGUGUGGGCCAGAUCAAGAAGCUGCAGGAGGCUCUGGCGCCCAUGCUGCUGCGGCGCAUGAAGGAGGACGUGGAGGAGCUGCCGCAGAAGGAGGAGGUGGUGAUCUGGGUGGAGCUGACGCAGCAGCAGCGCGCCUACUACCGCGGCCUGUACGAGGGCUGCAUCGGCGCGCUGCUGGGCGGCGGCAGCAGCAAGAACAUGCCGCAGAUGCGCAACCUGGCCAUGGAGCUGCGCAAGCUGUGCUGCCACCCGGUGCUGUGUGACGGGCUGGAGGACGACCUCAAGCUCAAGCUGACGCAGCAGCGCUUGGCGGCGGAGGCCGCGGCGGCGGCAGAGGGCCACGCGCCCGACACGGAGUUCAAGUGCCCCGAGACCGAGGUGCUGGUGCGCGGCAGCGGCAAGAUGACGCUGCUGCACAAGCUGCUGCCCAAGCUGCGGGCCGAGGGCAAGCGUGUUCUGAUCUUCAGCCAGUUCGUGAUGAUGCUCAACGUGCUGGAGGACUACUGCACGCUCAUGGGCUACCCGGUGGAGCGCAUCGACGGCUCCAUCAAGGGCCGGGAGCGCCAGCAGGCCAUCGACCGCUUCUCAGCCGCGGACGCGGACCAAGACAAGGCCUUUGUGUUCCUCUUGUCCACCCGCGCUGGCGGCCAGGGCAUUACGCUGACGGCUGCCGACACGUGCAUCAUCUACGACAGCGACUGGAACCCGCAGAACGAUCUGCAGGCCAUGGCGCGGUGCCACCGCAUCGGCCAGACCAAGGAGGUGACGGUGUACCGCCUGAUCAGCGCCGACACGUACGAGAUGGCGCUGUUCAGCUCCGCCAGCCGUAAGUACGGACUGGACGAGGCCGUACUGGGUUUUGCGGCGGGCACCGAUCCGGAGGCCGACAGCGCGCGCAUCGCCGACCUGCUGCGCAACGGCGCGCACGGGCUGCUUGGAGACGCGGAGGCGGGGGCCAAGAAGGGCGAGGCGUUUGCGGGCGAGGACAUCAACCAGAUCCUGGAGGGCCGCACUGAGCGCCGCCAGAUCGGCUCCCGCGCCGGCAACACCUUCUCCGUCGCCACCUUUGCGUUGGACGACGCGCCGGGCGGCGGCGGAGCCGGCGACGGGCUGCCGCCACGGCGCCGGGGGCGCGGCGCAGCCGCAGCAGAGGACGAGGCUGAGAAGGAGUACUGGCGGCAGCUGCUGCCUGACGCCGUAGCUAACCAUGAGAACAAGGCAACAGAGGCCCCUGUGGUGCUGGGCCCUCGCAAGCGCACCAAGGUGUGCUACAACGUGGACGCCGCGCUCAAGAAGCGCUACGCCAACGACUCCUCAGACUCGGACUCUGAUUUCGAGAAGGAGCAGAGCAAGGACGCGUCGGGGAGCGGCGGCGAGGGCGGCUCCGGCAGUGAUGGCGGCGCCAAGGACGAGGCCGCUGCGGCGGCGGUUGGGAAGAAGCGGCGCCGCAGCGCCAAGCGUGCCGCGGCUGAGGGCGGCGAAGGCGGGGGUGUGGAGGGCGCCGAGGGCGGUGAGGGGGCGGCGGCGGAGGGCGCAGGUGGAGAGACCGGGAAGGGCAAGGGCCGCGGGCGGCGGCCGGGAGCCCACUGGAGCAAGGUCGAGGUGAAGAUGCUUGAGGACCUGGUGAACAGCAUCGGCGGCGACAGGUGGGACGUGGUGGUAGAGGCGAUGCAGCCCACCAAGCGCAGCCCGGCCGAGGUGGAGGAGGCUGCCCGCGCGCUGUGGGCGCUGUACGGCACUGCGGUGGAGAUCGCGCGGCAGCGCCUGAACGCGCGCAUUGUAGCCAUGCGGGAGACCUCUGCGCCGGAGCCGGGAGCCGAGAACGCACCGGCGGGGGCUGCGGCGGCGCAGGGAGCCAAGCCCGAGGGUGCGGGCGCGGAGGGUGCCGCGGCGGGAGGUGCUGGUGCGCCGGCGGGCACGGAUGGCUUUGACAAGUGGGAGCUGCAGCUGCUGGAGGAGCUGAACAAGCUGCCCGAGUCGCUGCGCGGCGUGUUGGCGGUGCCGGCCACUGUGCUGCGGUUCCGCAAGGAGGGAACCUUCUUCAUGAACCACAUGAAAGACAUGAUGGAGGUGGCUGCCUGGGUCCUGCCGGAGCUCGCCAAGCGCCAGGAGGCCGCAGCAGCAGCAGCAGCCGCAGCAGCUGCCGGGGCAGCCAAGGACAAGGAGGAAGGCGGCGCCGGCGGCAGCAGCCCCAGCGGCUCCGGGCCCAGCCCGCCGCCGCACCUGGUGCCGCACAUCCCCGUGACUGAGAAGUCGGGGCUGCCGGGCUGGUGGGGCCGCGCCGAGGACGACGCGCUGCUGAUUGCGGUGGCGCAGGUGGGCUACAUGCGCGGGCGGCCCAGCCGCACCGUCGCGCAGGCGCUCAAGGCCGGCCACCUGGCCACCCGGCUCGCCGACCUGAUGCCCCUGGCGGAGGCGCCCGCGGCGGAGGAGGACGCGGAGGGCGGCGGCAAGGCCAAGGACACGGCCAAGGCUGCGGGGGCGGACGGCAGCGAUGACGACGUGGUGAUGGUGGAGGCGGGGCCGGAGCCGGAGGAGCGCGACAAGAAGGCGGAGGGGGACAAGCCCCAGACGGAAAAGGGGGCUGCCGCGAAGGAGACACAGCGGAUGACGCAGGACGACUUCAAGGCGCUGCAGCGCGCGAUGGCCCAGCGCCUGAGCAAGGUCAUCGACAAGGCGCUGAUGAACCACCGCUGGGAGGUCAACCGGGCCAAAAUGGCCGCGGAGGGCCGCAGUCUGCCGCAGUCGCGUCCGUCGGCGCCGCCGCUGCCGCGGCCCCAGGCGCAGCUGAACCUGACCAAGGUCACGCCGCCACAGCCGCAGCAGCGCCCGGCUGCCGCGACUCCGGCCGCGGCCGCACCUGCCGCCGCGGCGGCGCCCGCCGCGGUCAAGCCGGCGCCGGCAGCCGCCAUCGCACCGGCUUCGGCGCGCAGGUCACUGCCACCAUCGCCCGUCGACAGGCCGGAGCAGAGGUCAUUGCCGCUCAAGGCGGCCGGCGCCUCCAAGCCGAACUCAGCAGCAGGCGCGUCCACAGCACCCGCCGCCAAGGGGGCUGCUGCCGCCUCCACGGCUGAUGCCACGGCGCUGGCUGCUGCUCAUGUUGCAGCUGUUGCUGCUCCGGCAGCGGUGGAUGCAGGGGACACCAAGAAGGAUGCUCCGCCGGCUGCGGCCGGUGAUGCCACGGCAAAGGCCAGCAAGGCCGCGGCCGGUGGUGCCGCGGCUGGCACUGGAGCUGCUGCUGCUGCCGGCAAGAAGAAGCAAAUGACACUGCCAUUUGCACGCCUCAGCAGCGGUGGCGCAGGCGGCGCUAGCGUCAGUAAGCUCAAGAAGCCGGCGGCCACAACAACAACAACUGCAGCGGCAGCGGCGGCGGCGGCCACCACAGCGGCAGCAGCGGCAGUCACGUCAACAGCGGCGGCGGCGGCCGCGCCUGCGGAGCCCGUCCCGGCAGCUGCGCCCAAGGCGGCGGCCGUCAAGCCGCUGGGCAAGGCGACGCUUGGCGGCUCCUCCACGCCGACUAGGAACAUUCGGUCGGCGGCGGCGCCUGUGCCGGAGCCGGGAUCAGCGGAGCGGCCCAUCGAGUUGGAUGACAGCGAGUGAGCGGCAGCUAGAGAGCGGGGCCGGGAGCAGGGAGCGGCGAGGUUAAGGUGGUUGGCGAUGGCGUCUGGGGUCGCAAGGUGCCGCACAUGUUCGAUUGGUGUGCGAGAGGAUAGGAAGUAGGGAUGGAAGUGUGGAAUGGUGUGGAAAGACGUGCAGAUGGAGUGUGCGCGCGUGUUUGCAGGGGUUUGGCUGUCAGACCUACGCGCGCUUGUGACAAUUCUGAUUGCAUCCUAGGCAUGGUAAUGUUGAUGUCUUCGUGCUGCCAUCGCAGCUGUGAUUCAGCCGGCCAGUCUGCCGGGCAAGGACUGGGAAACGGCGUGUGCACGCACACCCCCGCAGACCUGUUGUGCGUGAUCCGGCCUCGCCCGUAUGGCUCCCGGCAGACUCUGUGGUUAACUUGAGAGAAGAUGCUACCAGACGAUUGCACGGGUACUGCGCCUUAAAGCUGUGGGCAGAGCCAGCGCUCGUAUCUUCCUUCGUUCGGAACGAAAUUUGCCCCAAAAGGCCUCUGGCGGACGAAAUUGUUUUGAUCAUGACUUGGAGUUUCGGCCAAAACGCACGGGAUCUUGGGGGGUCUUUCGGCAAACAGACGAAGACAUUUUUGGGAUUUCGGCCACUUUUGGCCAAGGACAGGGGGUUCCAGCGGCUACUCCACGGCCGAAACCUGCGUGGCAUAUGGUAAGAAGGCUCAAAGGGCUGUAUCUAUGGGUGUUGACGGCGGGAGACAGGUUUUCCCCUGGCGGGAGAGUGAGGUUGGGUCGGCGGGAAGCAGGGAAGGAGUGGGCGUGUCGUGUCGGUGUCGACAUCGUGCGGGGCGGGGGCGGAGCCCCCGGAAACAUUUUGGGGGUGAACGAAGCGGCGGCAGCCUGUUUCGUCAACUAAACGAAGCCAUUUUAAGGAAUUCGGCCACUGACGCCGCCCCUGCCUUCGGAAGAUACGAGC